This is a messenger RNA of Penaeus indicus, 876 nucleotides long. RefSeq lists its product as uncharacterized. The coding region runs from base 78 to 734 and encodes 218 amino acids. The transcript is spliced from 6 exons. The record is from RefSeq and is a predicted model, not a curated record. Lineage: Eukaryota; Metazoa; Arthropoda; Malacostraca; Decapoda; Penaeidae.
CCUGUACCCCAGCUUCUCGUCCUCCCGUACUCCGCUCGCCUCCCAGAACGCUAGCUCGACGAAGAUUUCCAGAGCUGAUGAUGGGCGUGCGAGGUAUUGCGUGGGCUGUGUCCGUGGGCGUGUUGGUCCUCCUAGCUCGAGUGGAGGGUCACGGGCGCAUGAAUUUUCCAGCUGGAAGGUCCACCGCCUGGAGACACGGCUUCGACUCGCCCAUCAACUAUAACGACGACGAACUCAACUGCGGGGGGCUGGGGACCCAAUACGAGCAGAAUGGCGGCAAGUGCGGAGUCUGCGGCGACAACUGGGCCGACCCUCAGCCGCGUGCGAACGAGGCUGGAGGAAAGUACGGGACGGGGCUCAUCGUCGCGAACUUCACCAAGAACCAGGAAGUGGACGUCGAGAUCGAACUGACGACGACCCACCAAGGCUACUUCGAGCUGCGUCUCUGCGUCAACAACGACCCGACUCAGAUCAUCACCGACGCCUGCCUGGACGAGCACCUCCUCGAACUGGCCGACGGAUCAGGCACCAAGUAUCCUAUUGCAACGGAGAAUGACUGGAUUUUCGUGACGGCGAGGGUGAAGCUCCCUCAAGACGUCGUGUGCACUCAGUGUGUGCUUCAGUGGCACUACAGGGGAGGAAACAACUGGGGCGAAUGCGGAGACGGCACCGAGGGCAUGGGCUGCGGCGACCAAGAGAUCUUCCGGGCGUGCGCUGACGUCGGCAUCUAUUAGUAACAUACCUGUUUUCACCUGACUGUUAUUGUGAAGUCAUACCAACUUGUUUUUCUUCUUUUUUUUUUUGCAAUUAGUUAAUGGGUAUGUAUGAUAUCCAGUACGAUUGAUUAAUAAAGGAGAAUACAGUCUCAGGAAUUUU